This is a messenger RNA of Cucurbitaria berberidis CBS 394.84, 1410 nucleotides long. RefSeq names its product TIP49-domain-containing protein. The coding region runs from base 1 to 1410 and encodes 469 amino acids. The transcript is spliced from 4 exons. Gene Ontology annotation, molecular function: ATP binding; ATP hydrolysis activity; DNA helicase activity. The record is from RefSeq and is a predicted model, not a curated record. Gene Ontology annotation, cellular component: NuA4 histone acetyltransferase complex; Swr1 complex; R2TP complex. Gene Ontology annotation, biological process: box C/D snoRNP assembly; chromatin remodeling; regulation of transcription by RNA polymerase II. Lineage: Eukaryota; Fungi; Ascomycota; Dothideomycetes; Pleosporales; Cucurbitariaceae.
AUGGCUGUUCCCAUCACCACCAUCGCCGAGAGCAAAGAGCUCCGAGGCCUCAACCUCAUCGCCGCGCAUUCUCACAUUCGCGGCCUCGGCGUCGAUAGCGACACGCUCGAGCCCAAGCCAUCGUCGCAGGGACUGGUGGGACAGGAGAAGGCGCGCAAAGCGGCCGCCGUCAUCCUGAAGAUGGCACAAGAGGGCAAGAUUGCGGGCCGCGCUGUUCUGAUUGCGGGCCCCCCCAGCACAGGCAAGACGGCCAUUGCCAUGGGCAUGGCACAGUCGCUGGGCCCAGAUGUCCCAUUCACCAUGCUGGCCUCGUCUGAGAUCUUCUCCCUGGAGAUGUCAAAGACCGAGGCGCUCACACAGGCCUUUCGCAAGUCCAUCGGGGUCAGGAUAACCGAGGAGAGCGAGGUCAUUGAGGGCGAGGUUGUCGAGAUACAGAUCGACCGCAGCGUCACGGGGAGUAACAAGCAGGGCAAGCUUACCAUCAAGACGACGGACAUGGAGACCAUCUACGACAUGGGCACCAAGAUGAUUGAUGCCAUGACCAAAGAAAAGAUCAUGGCCGGCGACAUCAUUUCCAUUGACAAAGCAUCGGGCAAGAUCACCAAGCUCGGCCGCUCCUACACACGCUCACGCGACUACGACGCCAUGGGCAUCGACACCAAGUUCGUGCAGUGCCCGGAAGGCGAGCUCCAGCAGCGACGCGAAGUAGUGCACACAGUCAGCUUACACGAGAUCGACGUAAUCAACUCGCGGACACAGGGCUUCCUAGCUCUCUUCUCUGGCGACACGGGCGAGAUUCGCAGCGAAGUACGAGACCAGAUCAACACCAAGGUUGCAGAGUGGAAAGAGGAAGGCAAGGCUGUCAUCGUUCCCGGUGUGUUGUUCAUCGAUGAGGUGCACAUGCUCGACAUCGAGUGCUUCUCCUUCGUCAACCGAGCCCUCGAGGACGAGCUCGCACCCAUUGUCAUCAUGGCUAGCAACAGAGGAAACACACAGAUACGAGGCACAGACUACAGGUCGCCACACGGGCUGCCACUGGACUUCUUAGACCGAGUGGUCAUUGUCAGCACACAUGCUUAUUCCUCUGAAGAGAUGCAGCAAAUCAUCUCGAUAAGAGCACAAGAGGAGGAGGUGGAUGUAUCGCCAGACGCUCUAGCGCUGCUGACGAAGAUUGGACUCGAAACUGGGCUACGAUACGCUAGCAAUCUAAUCACCACCUCGGACUUGAUACGCAAGAAGAGGUCCGGGUCUGAGGUGACGAUCGACGACGUCCAACGGAGCUUCGCCUUAUUCUACGAUCCCACAAGGAGCGUCAAGUUUGUCUCCGACUCUGAGAAGCGUCUCAUCGGUGACGCGGGCAAUGUGUCGUUGGCUGUCGCCAAUGGCACGGAUGCGAUGGAUGUCUCGUAG